CUCUGCUCCAACGCAAGGUCAUCGCAGAAUGGUUCAUUUCCUGGCGGCAUCCUAUUAUCCUCCCAGUAAGGACAUAGAGUGGCAUUUCAACUGCGGCCUAAAACAUCAAACAUAUGGAUCCUGAACUCCGAGUGCCACCGCCAACGCGUUGGAAGGCUCGACGCGCGCUGUUUCAUACCCUUUCGCCUCCAGGGAGCUCCAGGGAGAGCCGGCGGUAGCAAUAGCUUAGACCUGCCCAUUAUGGGCGGAUAAGCGUAUGGUCCAAGCCACAGUGGCUUCGCUCGCCGCUUUGACAAUGGGCCACAGCGUAGAGGCGAUAUAAAAGAAAGCUGGGAGAGAUGUAUUCUCUUCGGACCUCUUCUGCUUUGUCACCGAUGAUCUACUCGCUCGUGCAUCCGAAGCCUUGAGCAACUCAGCACCUUCUCCGCCACCGUCAAGGCGCCGGGAUCCUAUGGCUGAAAAUGAAAGCCUCGAUACUUCAGAGUAUACGCGCUACUUUGCUCUCCCUGCCUCGGAAGCCACGCUUGCUCUUCGUCGCGCCUUUGGAGUGGACACCGUUCUCCACCUUGCGCAUGUCAGGUACCUGAAUCCAAACAGCGUUACCUCUAUUGGCUUGGCUCAACCGCAGCAGCCUCAAGAAGCCUCCUCCAGUGUACCGACUUCACACAGGUCACGUCCAACUGCCAACUCGCCGCCGCCUCUGGCAUCUGGAAGCCCAGCUACUACGCCGCAACCUCGCAUUCUUGACUCGCCUGCUCUCUUGGAUGAUGCAUCUCGUGCCUUAUGUCAACAGUUUAUCGCAUCGUCUUCGCCCCACGACUCUCCUGCUCAGUCUGUCCGUUUUCACUGCGACCACCCUCGCCAGGCAGACUCCUCUCAGCUGCUGACUGAGCCUUUCGCUCCUGAAGAACCUGCAACGCUCCCGGCAGAUACUCCUUCUGUCACUCGAUAUAGCCCAUCUGAGUCUUCUGAUGACGACGAAUCCGCCCGCGGCUCACGAGCGGCUGGCCGUACCCUCAACAUCUGUCAUGCUGACCGAGAAUUUGUUGUCAAGAAGACUAUAGGGCACUGCGCCUAUGGUCUCGUCUGGCACGCUGACAUGGCCAACCUGCAUUCCGGUCAAAAACGGGAGGUCGCUAUCAAGGCGCUGCACAAGACUACUAUGCUCGUCGCCCGCACCCGCUCUCGCGGGCAAGGCCAGGAUCAGCGCGACGCCAUCGUUGAUGCUAAUCUAGCCCUCGAGCGCAACAUGCGCAAUGAGCUGCACGUUCUCAAGAAGGUCACGAGGAGUCGUAGCCCGUUCCUGAGUCCGUUGCUCUAUGCCUUCAGCAAGGAGAAAUACUUCUACUUCGUUAUGAGGAAGUACCUCACGGACUUGCGCACGUUGACGCAUGUUAAUAAGCAUGUAUCGACGAAGCAGAAGCGGACAUGGGCAGCUGAGAUUGUUUCUGGUCUCGAUGACUUGCACAGCCUUGGGAUCGUUCACCGGGACAUCAAGCCCGAGAACAUCUUCAUUAGCCCCUCCGGUCACGCAGUGAUCUCCGAUUUUGGGCACGCUGCGUAUGCCGGAGACGACCGGGGAGUCGAAGACCUUCAGAUGAACGCCGCCUCCGGAACUCCUGGAUUCAUGGCCCCCGAGCAGAUCCCGCAGCGUUGCAGCGGUGGAUAUACGUUCAAGGUCGACAUGUGGGCGUUUGGUGUUACUCUGAUGGAGAUCGUCCUCGGUGAUGUGAGUCACUUAUCUCUCUUUCUUUCCAUGCGAAGCAUUUGCUGA
This is a messenger RNA of Coniophora puteana RWD-64-598 SS2, 1774 nucleotides long. Its product is annotated as kinase-like protein. The transcript is spliced from 6 exons. Bases 452 to 1774 code for a protein of 440 amino acids. Gene Ontology annotation, molecular function: protein kinase activity; ATP binding. Gene Ontology annotation, biological process: protein phosphorylation. NCBI's taxonomy places the organism in Eukaryota, Fungi, Basidiomycota, Agaricomycetes, Boletales, Coniophoraceae. The record is from RefSeq and is a predicted model, not a curated record.